Agrilus planipennis (emerald ash borer) is the source of this 1368-nucleotide messenger RNA. RefSeq names its product repressor of RNA polymerase III transcription MAF1 homolog. Gene Ontology annotation, biological process: negative regulation of transcription by RNA polymerase III. Lineage: Eukaryota; Metazoa; Arthropoda; Insecta; Coleoptera; Buprestidae. Gene Ontology annotation, cellular component: nucleus. The record is from RefSeq and is a predicted model, not a curated record. Gene Ontology annotation, molecular function: RNA polymerase III core binding. Bases 563 to 1228 code for a protein of 221 amino acids. The transcript is spliced from 3 exons.
CCUUUGUGUGGUAAACACAGAUAGGUCGUAAAUGUCAUCUUUGAGUUUUGGACGCUAUCCCAAUUUCAAUUUUAUAAUCAAAUUAGAAAAAGUUAUCGUUCAGUAGUUAUUGAAAAUAAUAUAUGAUACCUGUUUUGUGAUAAUGCUUUGUGAGUUGGUCAUUUCAGAACAUUAACCAAGACAAACAUAAAGUUUUGGCUUACAAGAGGAAGUGGAAUCGUCCAUCUAAUCGUAAACAAAAUACACUUAUUUGUUAGUAAACAGUUCCUUUGAUUGCGAUUUAAAACAAAAAAAGAGAAAUUACUUUUAAUUGAGUGAAAGUGUUUGUGAUGUGCCGAAAUAUUUUAUCAACUACAGCAGCCAUCAAAAUUGGUUUAUUAUCGUCAGUUGGUUUAGUUCACUCAAAACGAAAAGGAAUACUUAUACAUCCUACAGUUAUGUUCAAGAACUAUCAAAGUUUUAUAAGACUUAACAAUUUACCGUUUUAAAUUUUUAUUGCUUAAGCCGCCUACAGUACAAAUAUAAAAUACUUCUAUUCAAACAAACAAAUAAACAAACAGUGAUGAAGCUUUUGGAGAGCAGUCGUUUUGAAGCUAUUAAUAAUGCUUUGUGCAUUGAGAAUGGAGAUAGCAAAAUAGUUGGACGUAUUGAAAGUUAUUCUUGUAAAAUGGCUGGAGGAGAGAAGGCCCUGUAUAAAAGAUUCAAUGCUGAUGGAAUUAAUCCAAAUGAUUUACAAGCAUUGUCACCUCCUCAAGGUUACAGUCAAAGUAUUUCAGGAGAUGAAGAUGGACCUCUUUGUGAUACUAUAAGCCGAAAAACUUUGUUUUAUUUGAUUGCUACAUUGAAUUCAUCUUUCCCAGAUUAUGAUUUUAUGGAUGUCAAAAGUCAUGAAUUCAGCAAAGAACCCUCUUUACAAUGGGUAAUGAAUGCCAUUGACACCAAUUUAUGUGCUACUGCUGGAGAAAUAUAUCGAUCUCUUAAACAGCAGCUAUGGGCUGCAUUAGAAGAUGAAAUAGUAACUAAAGAGUGUGACAUCUAUUCAUACAAUCCUGAUCUGGACUCUGAUCCUUUUGGAGAAGAUGGUUGUUUGUGGAGCUUUAAUUAUUUUUUCUACAACAAAAAACUCAAAAGGAUUGUCUUUUUUACCUGUCGAGCUAUUAAUCCACUGUAUGCCACUGAUUCAGGAGUGGGAAGUGACUUUACAAUGGAUGAUGAUGAUUUUGACUAAAUGGCAAUACAUAAACUCAUUUACUCUUUUAUUCAUUGCAAACAAAUAUCUAUAAUAACACCAGCACAAUUUAAAGGACAGUUGCAUACUUAUUUAGUUUCCUCAUUAGUUAUUUUUCCUUUUAAUAAACAUAUCUUAAU